Molecule: messenger RNA, 573 nt
Organism: Monoraphidium neglectum
Lineage: Eukaryota; Viridiplantae; Chlorophyta; Chlorophyceae; Sphaeropleales; Selenastraceae
Exons: 5
Coding region: 1-573 (190 amino acids)
Biological process (GO): ribosomal large subunit biogenesis
Cellular component (GO): nucleolus
Source: RefSeq, a predicted model, not a curated record
AUGGGGCGGUCGCGGCGGCGCAUGAAGAAGACAGCGGCGAAAGUCAAGGUGGGCGUUGUGAAACGCAAGAAGAACCAGAAGGCAAAGCUGCCCAAGGAGCUGACGGAGGCGCGGCCAGACGUGGAGAAGCGGCUGCAGCAAAAGCCGGAGUGGGAGGAGGAGGCCACGCUGACGACCAACUACGCGGCCAACCAGUUCGUGCUCGACCCCAAUGAGGGCUUUGGGCGCAACCUACGGCCGGCCCCGCUCAAGAGCAAGGAGGAGCGCGAGGCGGAGGACGGAGAGACCUUCUCGGACGAUGACGAGAUACGGGCGGCCACGGGCAACAUCCGCAAGACGGGCAAGGCCGCGCCCCAGCCCCUGACGGCGCACCAAAAGCAGAUCGUGCAGCGGCUCAUUGACGCGCACGGGGAGGAUGUGAAGGCCUGGUUCCGCGACACCAAGCUCAACCGAAUGCAGCACUCUGAGGGAAAGCUGCGUGAGCUGCUCGAGUCGUUCAAGUUCCACUCAAAGCGGCCAGAGGGCGACCGCCACGAUUUCAGAGCGCCGCGGAAGCCGUUCAAAAGGCUGUGA